Molecule: messenger RNA, 2001 nt
Organism: Tachyglossus aculeatus (Australian echidna)
Lineage: Eukaryota; Metazoa; Chordata; Mammalia; Monotremata; Tachyglossidae
Gene: LHX1
Product: LIM homeobox 1
Exons: 4
Coding region: 584-1909 (441 amino acids)
Biological process (GO): regulation of transcription by RNA polymerase II; neuron differentiation
Cellular component (GO): nucleus
Molecular function (GO): DNA-binding transcription factor activity, RNA polymerase II-specific; RNA polymerase II transcription regulatory region sequence-specific DNA binding
Source: RefSeq, a predicted model, not a curated record
ACCUGAACUCGCCACCUGGGCUCAAUUGCCUCGCGGCAUUUCCCUGAUUCCGUUUUAGUUUUUCGGUCCGUCGCCCCGGACGGAGCCGACCGGCCGGCGGUGUCUGGUAGCCGGGAGGAUCUUCUUACUCGCCGGGAGCUUUGGGGCGGCGAAGGGUCGGUCCUCCGAGAAAGCCACGAUCCGGAGCCUUCCCCAAGUCGGGACAGAGAGGUGGUGGUGGGAAACCCCCGAGGAGAAAGGGAACGGAGUUUAGACUUAUUUUCGGGCCAGGAGGAUCAGCGCGUCGUUCAUCAAUGUGUCAAGCUCAGGAAAGCCCGGCUCCGACGUUUUUCAUUAAUCUUCCCGAGAAUCUUCCUCGACGUUUUGUAAAUAAAUAAAUACACACGCGCGCGGGAGAGAGCCGCGCCCGAAAUCUUUGGAGGCUUAUUUAUUCACAUCGUUUAUGGGACCCAGGCCAGAGGGGCCAACCCGGCGGGGAGUUUAAGUUAUUAUUUGUAGUCUGAUGAAAGCGAACGAGCGGGAGAGAGGGGGGAAGAGCUAGAGAUUGAUUGCAGUGUUGUUGUUGUUGUUAUUUUCGACGUUCAUGGAAAUCUCAGCGGGAAAAGGGAAGGAAAAACAAAAACUUUCAGGGGGGCUGCGCUUUCAGAUCUCUUUGUCCCUUCGCCCUCCCCUGCGCCUAGUUUGCUGCUCCGAGGUCUCCGCGUCCCGAGCCAGGAGAGAUACUUCUAGAGCUCCGUCCCUAACACGGCCUGUCCUUUCUUUUCUCCUUCUCGCUCUCCCCCUCCUCCACGCCACCUUAAUGUCCCUCCUGAAUCGUCUCUCCCGCCUCCGUCCCCUGUCCGCCCGGGCUUCCUCCAGGUGUUUUGGUACCAAAUGUGCGGGAUGCGCUCAGGGCAUCUCCCCCAGCGACCUGGUGCGGAGGGCGCGGAGCAAAGUUUUCCACCUGAACUGCUUCACCUGCAUGAUGUGCAACAAACAGCUCUCCACCGGGGAGGAACUCUACAUCAUCGACGAAAACAAGUUCGUCUGCAAAGAGGAUUACCUAAGUAACAGCAGCGCCGCCAAAGAGAACAGCCUCCACUCGGCCACCACGGGCAGUGACCCCAGUUUGUCUCCGGAUUCUCAAGAUCCCUCCCAAGACGAUGCCAAGGACUCCGAGAGUGCCAACGUAUCGGACAAGGAGGCGGGCAGCAACGAGAACGACGACCAGAACCUGGGAGCCAAGCGGCGCGGCCCGAGGACCACCAUCAAGGCCAAGCAGCUGGAGACCCUCAAGGCCGCCUUCGCCGCCACCCCCAAACCCACGCGGCACAUCCGGGAGCAGCUGGCACAGGAGACCGGGCUCAACAUGCGGGUCAUCCAGGUUUGGUUCCAGAACCGUCGCUCCAAGGAGAGGCGGAUGAAGCAGCUGAGCGCCCUGGGAGCCCGGCGCCACGCUUUCUUCCGCAGCCCUCGCAGGAUGCGGCCGCUCGUGGAUCGGCUGGAGCCGGGAGAGCUCAUUCCCAACGGACCCUUCUCCUUCUACGGAGACUACCAGAGCGAGUAUUACGGGCCCGGGGGCAACUACGACUUCUUCCCGCAAGGCCCCCCGUCGUCGCAGGCGCAGACCCCCGUGGACCUCCCCUUCGUGCCGUCUUCGGGCCCCUCGGGGACCCCCCUGGGCGGGCUGGAGCCCCCCCUGCCCGGACACCACCCACCGGGCGAGGCCCAGCGCUUCCCCGACCUCCUGGCCCACCCGCCGGGGGACUCGCCCAGCCCGGAGCCCAGCUUGCCCGGCUCCCUGCACUCCAUGGCGGCCGAGGUCUUCGGGCCCAGCCCGCCCUUCUCCUCGCUGUCCGUCAACGGCGGGGGCAGCUACGGGGGCCACCUGGCCCACCCCCCCGAAAUCAGCGAGGCGGCCGUCUGGUAGCCCCCGGGCCCCCAGGACCGGCCGUUCCGCCGUUGUACAGAGAGACCAGUCCUUGUGAAAACGCCCCCCACCCGCCCCCCUCGGCCUCUUCU